Aspergillus bombycis is the source of this 1476-nucleotide messenger RNA. RefSeq names its product cation:proton antiporter. Gene Ontology annotation, cellular component: membrane. The transcript is spliced from 7 exons. Gene Ontology annotation, molecular function: antiporter activity. The coding region runs from base 1 to 1476 and encodes 491 amino acids. Gene Ontology annotation, biological process: proton transmembrane transport. The record is from RefSeq and is a predicted model, not a curated record. NCBI's taxonomy places the organism in Eukaryota, Fungi, Ascomycota, Eurotiomycetes, Eurotiales, Aspergillaceae.
AUGGCAGGUGGUUUCCUCCCGUACCACGAGCCCGGUAUUGUUGAAAUCCUGAUUAUCAUUUCAUUCUUUUUUUUCCUCUCCUUGGCGGAAUGGGUCUCCGCCAAAGUUCUCCGCGCUGGGAUCAUUGGACAGAUUGCAGUUGGCAUCAUUUACGGUGUACCGCUGGCAAAUAUCCUUGAAUGGAACUGGCAACAGACUUUCCUUGCGCUGGGAUAUGUUGGCUUGAUCCUGAUUAUAUUUGAAGGUGGUCUUGGCGCCCGACUCGAUCUUCUGAAGGAAAAUUUGGUGGUGAGCACGAUUGGCGCUGCCACGGGGGUGUGUUUUCCUAUCGGGCUUUCUUAUCUGCUACUAUACUUAGGAUAUGGAUAUGGCGCGGUCGAGACGUUCAUCAUUGGGGCGGCACUUUCCGCCACCUCUUUGGGCACCACGUUCGCGGUAAUCUCAUCAGCAUCCAAGACAGUCGAUCUCGCUCAGACCCGCGUGGGCUCAGUCCUCGUAAGCGCAGCCGUCAUUGACGAUGUAGUUGGUCUCGUGCUUUCCAGCAUCAUCUCCGACCUGGGAAAACUCUCCAACAGUGACGCCAACCUCGGCUGGAUCAUAGGUCGUCCCAUCGUAGCGUCGGUGGCAAUGGCCAUUCUGACCCCCCUCGUGACGAAAUUUCUCUUUGCGCCGAUAUUCCGAAAAUACAUCGAGUUCCACUUCGCACGCUACGACCACAUCUCGAACAUCAUAUUGAUGACGCUUGUGCUUUGCGCAUUCAUCUCCAUCGCUGCGUACACGGGCACAUCGGUCCUCUUUGGCGCCUUCCUCGCCGGAACCUUUCUCUCCUACCUGCCGAGCAAGCGUCCCGAUGGCCCGUUCGUAGUCAUGAGUCGCGAAGAAGGCGAGCAAAAUGAGGAUAAAAGCCCGACCUUCGUUCAUACCUUCGAGGCCUAUCUUCUCGGGGUGCAGACGUAUCUGAUGGAGCCUCUGUUCUUUGCCAGUAUCGGGUUCGCCAUUCCGUUUGUGGAGCUGUGGACGGGGAAGCGCAUUUGGAGGGGGAUUUUGUACACGCUUCUAAUGGUUGUCGCAAAGUUUGUCGUGGGAAUAUGGAUCCCUAUAUGGAAAUACCUGCCAGGGACUAAAUCAAAAGCCGGGAAGGCAGAUAAGGAGUCUUCCCAAGCUCCGGACGUACCUGUUGAGACUCCCAAGGACAAUGCGACAAUGUUAUCAGCCUUGUUACUUGGUUCUGCGAUGGUGGCACGUGGCGAGAUUGGUCUCUUGAUUAUUGAGAUUGGGUACAACUCCACGGAGUACGUGAGUGAGGAGGGGUUCAUUACCGGUGUCUGGGCGAUCUUGUUGAACACGAUUAUCGGUCCGGUUACGGUCGGGCUGUUGGUUAGAUUUUAUGGGAAACGAAUUGGGGAAGGUGAAUGGGGGUUGCAGAAGGACACGCGUCCAUCGCAGGAGAAGGGGAGUGCGCAAAAUGCUGUAUGA